Molecule: messenger RNA, 1311 nt
Organism: Effrenium voratum
Lineage: Eukaryota; Dinophyceae; Suessiales; Symbiodiniaceae
Source: the annotation of a GenBank genome assembly
AUGCGCAGCGCGGUGGCAUUGCGCCAUGAAGCGCUGCACUUGCUGCUGCUGGGCGUGACUCUGGGCCUCCCGGUGACACAGCUGCCACAGCUGCAGCAGGCAACCUUCCACCAGCCCUUUCUGGUUGCAGGCUUUUUGGUCAGCAUCAAAGGUGUGCUCAACACACUGCUCGCACCUGCCUUGGGUGCCCUGGUGGACAAAGGUGGCCACUUCAAAUUCUGGCUGGUGCUCUCGCUGGCCAUCCCUUGCGCACCUUUCCUGGCCAUCCUCACACAGGGCGAGCCGGGCGCGCAGGUCUGGGCCUUCAGCCUGGUGGACACCUUCCUGGGCCUCAGCGGCCCGGCCAUGUCCCUGUGCUUCGCCGUGGUGCCCGCACGCACCCCGGAGAGGCUCACGGAAGGCUACUCUUUGCUGAACUUCGCCCUGAGCAGCGGCGUGGGCGUCGGCGCCGCCUGCGGGGCCGCGGUGUCCCUGUCUGGCCUGGGCUGUGUGGGGCUGGCGCUGGGCUCGCUCAACGCGCUGCUGGCGCUGCUCAAUUCGCCCCCGAGGAGAUGCUCCACGUCACUCCCGGCGCUGGAAGUCCUCAAGGAGAGCUCAACGCUGAAACUGCUGGCGCUGGUGGUGUUCCUCGACUUCUUGGCCGAGCAGAUGCUUGUGUCCUUGCUGCUUCUGUACUUGGAGUCCCGGUUCCACCUGUCGCCUUGGCAGCUGGCGUGUGAGCUGGGACUGGUGGGGGCCAGCGCUUCGGUGUCGCUGCUGGCGCUGGUGCCCCGUCUGCAGCCGCGGCUCGGGGACUUGGCGCUGAUGCGCCUGGGCAUGGUGGCGAACUGUGUUUCUGUAGCCCUCUUUGGCAUCAUCUGGGCUCCAUGGCAGGCCUUGCUGCCUCCGCUGGGCUGCUUCCUGGCCUUCGCUGUGUUCCCCACGGCCAACGCCUUGGCUGCCGCCGCGGCGCCUCAGAGCGGCGCCUUAGCCCAAGGCGUCAUCUCCGGCGCCCGGACGUUGGCGGAGGGUCUUGCCCCAGUGCUCUUCGGGGGACUCUUCCAAGUGGCAGCGCGCAGUGCCUGGCCAGGCUGGCCUUUCUUCGUGGCUGCCGGCUGUGUGGCGCUGGGCACGGCGAUCUCCUGGCAGCUGCCGGAGUCGCGGGACAAUCUCCUGCCGGCGCACGGGAUGCAUCCGGUGCACGCGAUGCACGGAAUGCGAGUCGCUUCACGCCGGUGGAGAGUCGGGACUCGUCCAGCCCGACAUUUCCGCGUCCAUCUUGUGCUCCCUGAAGCAGUGGCAGCCCUUGUCCGCAAGCGCAGAAGCCGGUGA